This is a messenger RNA of Strongylus vulgaris, 338 nucleotides long. The record is from the annotation of a GenBank genome assembly. NCBI's taxonomy places the organism in Eukaryota, Metazoa, Nematoda, Chromadorea, Rhabditida, Strongylidae.
AUGCAUUCCGUCAGUGAAGUCAUGAAGAGAGUGCUUGUCAGUCUUGGAGUUUUGACAUUCUUCUUCCUAGCAAAUGGAACAGAGGGAAUAUAUGGAAGACUUCUGGCAGCUGAAGAAGAUGAGGGAACAUGCGAAGCACUUUUGGAUGCUCUACGUGAUCGUUACUGUUACUACAAAGGCAGCACACUUGCUAUCCGUCCCCACAAUGUUACAAAUGGAACGAUAGCUAGGAAGUGCAAUGCUCGUGGAAUACUAAGCGGUACGCUAGGGAACUCUAAAGAAAAUAAGAUGCAGAAGCAGAGAUAUGGCAUUAAGAGAAAUAACAAAAACCAUUAAAA